AUGGAUGAUCCUGCAAAUAUACCACUAAUCAAUCGAGCAGGUGGAUUGAUUGAUGAUUGCUGGAAAUGUUGGAGUGGUCCACUCGAGCCAACACCAGAGCCUGAGGAAAUUGGGAUGCAGGUUAGAGUGCAAAUAGUACCCGAAGAACAGCCACAAAUUAACGAGGAUGACUUCAUAAAGCUUUUGGUCUCCAUUCAAAGCUGUAAGCCUGAGCAAGUGAAAGAGCAGUUUGAUGCACAGAGCGUUGCUUACAGAAAGCUGCUCUUGGAGAAAAGAACGAGCUCUUGGAGCAAAGAACAUAGUUUUCCGCCCGGUUUGACCGCUUUUCAUUGUGUGGCCCUUGGGACUGAGCGGCCAAGCGAAAGUGUUGAAAUGGUAAAUCCUGAUCCUGCACAGCAAGCCCAAGCUGAAGCUUUGCGAGAAAUCAUCGAAAUAUUCGAUGCAAAUGGUGACAUCAACGCAAAAGACGGCAAGGGUUACGCUCCUUUGCACUAUGCGGUCAUCACAAAUUCCGAAUUCACCACAAAACUCUUGUUGGAAUCGGAGAAGUGUGACAGAGAUCUUUUGGAUGGUCAUGGAAGAACUCCGCUGAUGGUGGCUUGUUUGAAAAAUGCGGACAAAGCGGUGAAAGAGUUGAUUCCGGUUCUCCAGCCGAAUAUACUCUUAAAGGAAUAUGCACGGAAAGACACAAUUCUUCACUUUUUGCUCAAAUGCGAGCGCACGAUGAUCAGCGCUUUUUUGGAUGCAAUAAUAGACAAUGAUCAAUUUGCAUGGAUGAAAAGCCUUCGGAAAAUGCUUAACGUGAAAAAUGAUCUGGGAAUCACACCGCUGCAAAUUUGUGUCGAAGCUGGGCAGUUGGAAGAGUUGAAGAGACUCUUGGAUUUACUCAAGCCGGCCGUCCCUCUUGCUUCUCCCGAAGGAUCAAGGGAUCCCGGAAGGGAAGAGGAAAUCCAAAACUUCCAGAAAUAUUGGGAAGAAGUCAAAAAAAACACUAUUGAGCAAAAUGCCCAUAUCUUGCAUGUGGCAGCUGCGUUUGGAUUUCUGAUCAAAGAUGAAAAAGGAGAAAUGAUUAAAAAUAAAGAUGGAGAAAAUCUGUUGCAUGUGGCCGCUAAAAACAAUCAUCGCGAGAUUAUCAAACAACUUGUCGGGUUACCAUGUGCGAGCAUUCUUGAUGCAACCGACAACAAUGGAAUGACUCCACUUCUUCACACUGCUAGCACAAAUGCUUGGGAAGCGGCUGAUUUUAUGAUCGAUUUCUAUCUUAAUGGAAAUGAACUCGAUUUGUUCUUUUGCGAGAAUAACAAAAAAGAGAAUAUGUUGAUCCUGGCUAGUAACAACAAUCAUGUGGAUUUCAUUGAGAUUUUGUUGAAGCAUCGAGCCAUUUUGACAGCACUUGAUGAUUUCAAUGACACUGUUUUGCACGUGGCAGCAAGGGCUGGCCACGUUUCUGUGGUUGAGUACCUGCUGAGUUGCUCAAAAGAGCACCUAGAAGAGCAACAACGAGAACACCAACGCCAAGAACAGCAGCGACAGCAAGAACAGAAUCAACAACAGCAGCAAAAUAUGCCGAACAAUCCAAUUCAACACUCUGAAGUGCAGCUAGACGUCGAGCAGGAUAUUUACGUGAUAUUGAAUGCACGUAACUCGAUUUCGAAUACUCCACUUCACGAAGCGGCCGCGGCUGGAUUUGCUAAAAUUUGUCAAAUCUUGCUGCAAAAGAGAGCAGAUCCAAAGGCCAAGAAUCACAGGAAGAGGACGCCGUUUGAUGUGGCCAUCUCGGAGGGACAAGCCGAAUGUGUGAAAGUGUUACUGAGAUAUUCCGAUAUUGACGGAGAUGUUGGUGACGCAAUUAUGGCUCCACUGCAUCAUGCAGCAAGAAAAGGACAUUCGAAAAUCGUCACUUAUUUGCUCGCGAAAGAUGCCCAGAUCGGUAAAAAGCAGAAAGUUCAAGGCGCUUCAAAGUACUUUCGUUUCAUU
This is a messenger RNA of Mesorhabditis belari, 1977 nucleotides long. Lineage: Eukaryota; Metazoa; Nematoda; Chromadorea; Rhabditida; Rhabditidae. The record is from the annotation of a GenBank genome assembly.